Molecule: messenger RNA, 897 nt
Organism: Herpailurus yagouaroundi (jaguarundi)
Lineage: Eukaryota; Metazoa; Chordata; Mammalia; Carnivora; Felidae
Gene: EDF1
Product: endothelial differentiation related factor 1
Exons: 5
Coding region: 99-545 (148 amino acids)
Cellular component (GO): nucleus
Molecular function (GO): DNA binding
Source: RefSeq, a predicted model, not a curated record
CGCCGGAAGCGGCCGAGCGACGAGGGGACGUCGCGUCGCCGGGUCUCGAGCAGCUGCCGCGGAGCCGCCGGACGGACCGCCGGACCUGCCUGCCCGCCAUGGCCGAGAGCGACUGGGACACGGUGACGGUGCUGCGCAAGAAGGGCCCCACGGCCGCCCAGGCCAAGUCCAAGCAGGCUAUCCUAGCAGCUCAGAGACGGGGAGAAGAUGUGGAGACUUCCAAGAAGUGGGCCGCCGGCCAGAACAAACAGCAUUCGAUCACCAAGAACACGGCCAAGCUGGACCGGGAGACUGAGGAGCUGCACCACGACCGAGUGACCCUGGAGGUGGGCAAGGUGAUCCAGCAAGGCCGGCAGAGCAAGGGGCUGACUCAGAAGGACUUGGCCACGAAAAUCAACGAAAAGCCACAAGUCAUCGCGGACUAUGAGAGCGGACGGGCCAUUCCUAAUAAUCAGGUUCUGGGCAAGAUCGAGAGAGCUAUCGGCCUGAAGCUCCGGGGGAAGGAUAUCGGGAAGCCGAUUGAGAAGGGGCCCAGGGCGAAAUGAACACAAAGCCUCGAAAUCAGUGCGUUCCGGCUGAUCUCGCCUGGCUGGUUCCCCUUGACCACCGGUGCCAGCGUGGUCUCUUCACGUGGCCGAGCGGAACGCGGGGCGUCAGCCCUGCCCGGGAACCCCCUCUACCCUGCUGUCAAACAAAACCUUGCAAAGUAUUGCUUCUCCUGAUUUUUUUUUUCCUUCCCAUCCCUGGUGUCUGCCCAGCCUCGGGGCGGCUCCCCGGGGAGCUCUGAGCGGGACCACCUCACGCUGGCGGGGCUGUGGGGUGGGGUGGCCUGACCCAGAAGAGAAGAUGUCUUCUCCAGUCGGCUUUUAGAGAAGCUAAUAAACGUGUUGCCCUUCC